AUGUUGGGCACAUCUCGGAUUUUGGAGAAGGGACCCGAAUACCUGAGGAAACAGAUGGAGCGGGAGCGGGAGGCCACGGGGCGAGUGAGUGCAGCGGAAAGGCUCGCGGCCACCAAAAUUAACUACGUUAGGAGCCCGCAGGUGAGCUCACCUUCCCGGAGUGAACCAGCUUCCAGUAAAACUGCUGAUGGCAAUGCAGAAAAUGAACAGGAACAGGUGACUGAAGGAAAUAUUGUGAAGCGAAACAGCUCCAAGAAACGACCAGACUCAAUUUUACUGUACAGACAGAAGUGUGAGCUGCAGAGAGGCUCGGGGAACACGGUCAGACGGACGUUUCUAAGCUCUCUAAAAGAAAAAAGCAGAGGUACGAAGAGUGAAAACAAGAUGCAGCUGGUGCAGAUCAGAGUGUUCGACGAGGAUGGAGCUGAUACCGGGGCAGAUGAGGACGAUCCACCCCGGAUUGAUUUUGAAGGAGGGCUGGAACCUGAACGUGCAAGGAAAGCAGUGGGACGCUCUCACUCGGACAUCAGCUCACGCUACUCCAAAAACUUUGGUGACUUCGAUGCAUUUUUCACUUACUGUGGACUGGAGGAGAAUGUGGUGCAGAGUCUGGGCAGAGAAAACUUCUCCUCACGCUCGGAUGAACUCAACCUCUCAUACGCAAAGAUUCGGAGUGUAAGUGUGGCCACGUCGGACGGUGAACAUUCGCAUACCAGUGGUGACAUCGAUGGGCUUCAUGAAGAAGAAGUGAAAGAGACUCGGCAACAAGGUUCAUCUGUUAUAGAGCGAAACGCCCGAGUUAUUAAGUGGCUGUACAGCUGCAAAAAUGCCAGCCAAUCAGGAAAAACACUGCGGGAUCUGGAUUAGGUUUAUCACCGCAAGAUCUACCUUGUACAGACCGGGAAAUGAAUUCUCACAGGCAGUAUAGAGCCUUCACAUGUCAGCACUCUAUUUUGUAUAAUUUUUAUAACAUUUUAAUAAAUACCUCAUG
Trichomycterus rosablanca is the source of this 991-nucleotide messenger RNA. It is a transcript of the gene fam110c, whose product is annotated as family with sequence similarity 110 member C. The coding region runs from base 1 to 867 and encodes 288 amino acids. The record is from RefSeq and is a predicted model, not a curated record. The transcript is spliced from 4 exons. NCBI's taxonomy places the organism in Eukaryota, Metazoa, Chordata, Actinopteri, Siluriformes, Trichomycteridae.